UCAACACAUAUAUACAUACAUACAUAUAUAUAUAUGUAUAUUUGUGUGUUCGACCUAUCAAAUUUUAGACUUGGUUUCUAAGCUCAACAGAAGAUAGAGAAACCCUAGAAAUUAAUCUUGUGAGGGAAGAAGAUCGAGAUGGGAAGAGGAAAGAUCGUGAUCCAAAGAAUCAACAACUCGACGAGCCGACAAGUGACCUUUUCCAAGAGGAGAAAUGGCCUGCUCAAGAAGGCCAAGGAGCUCGCCAUUCUUUGCGACGCCGAAGUCGGAGUUAUCAUAUUUUCGAGCACCGGGAAGCUCCAUGAAUACUCGAGCUCGAGCAUGAAAUCAGUCGUCGAGCGAUACUCAAGAGUGAAAGAAGAACAUCAUCAACUAGUUAAUAAUCCAGGAUCUGAGAUCAAGUUUUGGGAAAGGGAAGCAGCAGCAUUGAGGCAGCAACUGCAGAGUUUACAAGAAAAUCAUCGGAUAUUGAUGGGGGAAGAACUAUAUGGAUUGGGUGUUACAGAUCUACAGAAAUUAGAAAAUCAACUUGAAAUGAGUUUGCGAGGCGUUCGUGCCAAAAAGGAGCAGGUGUUAACCGAAGAGAUCCAAGAGCUAAAUCGUAAGGGAAACCUCAUCCACCAUGAAAAUGUUGAGCUGUAUAAGAAGGUGAAGCACAUAGAACAGGAAAACAUGGAAUUGUAUAAAAAGGCUUAUGGCACAACCGAUCCAGUAAACGAAAAUGACUUUCUCCCUUUCGGUUUCGCAAUCAACUCUGAGCUACUGUACGGACCAGUUCAGCUUCAGCUAAGUCAGCCUGCAACGCGUGAUAUUCAAACGCCGUUAGCCAGACCGAGGUAACGAUUCUAAUUGAGUGGAAGGAUUAUCAGCAAAAUAGGGGGUUCAAUUAAUCCCCAACACAGCUCGCAUGGAAUCCAAAUGCAUUUGAAGGAUUG
Andrographis paniculata is the source of this 935-nucleotide messenger RNA. Its product is annotated as MADS-box transcription factor 23-like. Gene Ontology annotation, molecular function: protein dimerization activity; RNA polymerase II cis-regulatory region sequence-specific DNA binding; DNA-binding transcription factor activity, RNA polymerase II-specific. The record is from RefSeq and is a predicted model, not a curated record. Lineage: Eukaryota; Viridiplantae; Streptophyta; Magnoliopsida; Lamiales; Acanthaceae. Gene Ontology annotation, biological process: positive regulation of transcription by RNA polymerase II. Gene Ontology annotation, cellular component: nucleus. The coding region runs from base 139 to 840 and encodes 233 amino acids. The transcript has 9 exons.